AUGAAUUGUGCAGUUCAUGCUUUAAAUUGUUUUACUCUUCUUCGCAACAUCAAUAAUCAUGAUUCUCCUUUCUUUCUUUUACCCAACGGUGAAGCAUUUACUCGUCGUGCUCUUAUUUUCAAUUUAAGACAUUUACUGCUUCAAUUAGGUUAUGAAGCUUCUGCUUAUAGUGGACAUAGUCUGCGGGUAGGAGCAGCUACAUCUGCAGCGGCGGCUGGUGUUCCUGAUCAUUUAAUACAAACCCUAGGUCGUUGGAAUUCUUUGUCUUAUUUACGUUACAUCCGUGUUAGUGAUACUGUUAUUCUGGCAGCUCAUCAUAAAAUAUUGCAGUUUUCUUCUUAG
Messenger RNA from Rotaria sp. Silwood2, 342 nucleotides. The record is from the annotation of a GenBank genome assembly. Lineage: Eukaryota; Metazoa; Rotifera; Eurotatoria; Philodinida; Philodinidae.